AUGGGUGCGAGCAACGUAAAUCCUGCUUUGCGUGAUUUGAAGCAUUUGAAAUAUCUUGAUUUGAGCAUGAAUAAUUUCUCUGGUUCCCACGUCCCCCACAUGAUUGCUUCACUUAUGCACUUAGAAUAUCUUAACCUAUCCAAUGCUGGGUUUGGUGGGUUAAUACCUCCUCAACUAGGGAACCUCUCCAACCUACACUUCCUCGAUCUUGGAGGAUGUGGAUUUACUGAUCUACGAGCUGAUGACCUUGAUUGGCUCUCCGGAAUUCCUUCUCUAAAACAUGUUGACAUGAGUUUUGUCAACCUCUCUAAAGCAACUAAUUCAAUUUCCAGUCUUGAAGUAUUGCACUUGAGGUGGGCAAGCCUCCCGUAUAUUCCAUCACCUCGGUCCCCAUUUAAUUUGACUUCAAUCGUAAAGCUGGAUCUCUCUAGUUAUUCCAACUUGAACACAACAAUUCUAAGAUGGCUCUCUCAUGCUAGCAGCCUUGUAUAUCUUGAUCUUUCUCACUGCAGUCUUGUCAAUAUUGAGUCACUACAAGUCACUCCGGGAGCUCUGAGUAAUUUGAAAGAACUGGAUUUGCAAUACAAUGAUAUCAAAGGAGCAAUUUUUAGAAUAAUAAUGAAUCUGAGCAGGACCUUCAAGCAUUUGGAUUUAAGUUGGAAUUCAUUAAGUGGAGAUAUUGCACAAAUCUUGUGGAGCCUUGGACCUCUGGAGUACCUUGCAUUGGAUUUUAACGACCUCAAAUGA
This is a messenger RNA of Musa acuminata AAA Group (dessert banana), 747 nucleotides long. Its product is annotated as receptor-like protein EIX2. The transcript has a single exon. Bases 1 to 747 code for a protein of 248 amino acids. Gene Ontology annotation, molecular function: protein binding. The record is from RefSeq and is a predicted model, not a curated record. Lineage: Eukaryota; Viridiplantae; Streptophyta; Magnoliopsida; Zingiberales; Musaceae.